ACUGCUGCCUUGGACACUUUGUGUUUAAUGUAAAGCAGUGAAAAUAUCACAAAUUUAGUGAACACUUAAGCUGAUAUGGAUUUUUUUAGGUGGCUGAUGUAUGUUUUGCAGCAGCCCCUGUCUACAGCAGUACAUUGUAUAGCUUCCGGUAGACUUGGUUUUUCCAAAGACAAUAGCAAAACAAAACAGUACAUAAAAUAAGCACAGCAGAAACACCAGAUAGGUCAGACCUUUGAGUUUAACUAUAUAAAUGUUAUGGCUGAAAGUGACAAUAGAAAUAAACAAGUCUGCUGAUUUCACAGAUCUCCGCAAUUCAAAUCAGUUGCUAGUUGUCUACCUGGAAGUUUUAUUGCAGCGUCACGAUGAUUCGAUCUAUAGGGUCCAGGUUGGAAAAUAACUUACCCUUUAAAAUCAGGAGUGACUCAUGGUCACCCAACAGACUCAGUAAUGAAGAAAAAGCCUAAUAAUCCUGUGCGUCCCAAACGCAGCAGGCAGGUUAGUGCCAGCAAUGAAUGUGCCACAGAGCCGGGUGCUGUGCUUGGCUCCACUGCCCUAGCAAACUCUGAAACUGUCCCAGAAUCAACCUCACAGAUCAGGCACCUGACUAUGCCGCAGCAAAGCCACAACCUCCUCAAGUUCUUGAAUGAGGACCGGACCCGACAGAGGUUCUGUGAUGUGUCUGUGUCUGUGGGUGGGAAACUCUACAGUGCCCACAAGGUGGUGUUGGCCCAUGGGAGCAGCUACUUCCACGCUGAGCUGUCUAAGAACCCUGCUACAGCGCAUGUGACUCUGGACCAUGUGGAGGACUCUGUGUUCCAGCAGCUGCUUGGCUUUUUGUACACCUCUGAGUGUGUUGUCACAGAGACGGACCUCCCCGCUCUAACUGAAGCAGCUCGAUUUCUUGACAUGAUGGAUAUACUAAAGCUGCUCUGUAAAGAAGGGGACAACAACCCAGUACGAGCGAUCCAAGCACAGGAUGAGGUAAGAGGAUCUCCUGAAGUUGAAAUGACUUCAGGUGACUCGCCAGAUGGUGACACAGACACCCAGAGCCCGUGUGAUGCUCAGUGUACCAUGAGCAGCCGCCCCUUUGGCACUGAAGACCUGCACAACGCCGUGGCUGAGAGUCAAACUGAGGCACAGCAGGAAACCUCGACGGAGAAAGAGAAGACGGCAGCUCAGAGAACGGCUACCACGCGGAGAUCAGCUCGGAGGAGGAGAACACCCACCAAGUAUCUGAGAGACAACGUGGAGUACACUAUCGACACUCCCGAGGAAAAACAAAGCAGCGUGUCACCAAGAGAGCAAGAUGAAGUAAGAACGGAAGAAGCAGGAAAAGUGGUUGUGGAAAACCAAGCGCCCAAACUGGACCUGAACGAGACAUCUAAAGCAUCUCAGGGGGAAGAUGUCGCAGACGAGGAGGAGGAGGAGGAGGGAGACAUGAAUGAGGACGUGGUUCUCCAGAGAAAAGUUGUUGAGGUUUGCGCAGCAGACAAGAGCGCAGGUCAGCAGGGUUCAGAUGUAGAGAGGACAGAGCGCCAGGCUGAUGGAGAGGUUGAAGUCAAUAUGCCAGCAGGAAGCUCUACCCAGAGUCCAGUGUACCCUGAAGGUCUGGCUCCAGUCAUCAUCCAAAUUUCCAGCAAGAAGACUCUCAAGUGCCCCAAAUGUAACAAGACCUUUGACCGCGCAGGGAAGUAUGAGAGUCACACCAGAGUUCACACCGGAGAGAAACCAUUCCAGUGUGACAUCUGCCUUCAGCGCUACUCCACCAAGUCUAACCUGACCGUACACAAGAAGAAGCACGCCAGCAACGCUCCCUUCCAGAAGAAGGAGCACAAAUGCCCCUUCUGUAACAAACUCCAUGCCAGCAAGAAAACCCUGGCCAAGCAUGUGAGGAGGCUUCAUCCAGACCACAUCCAAGAGUUUCUUACCAAAAGGAAGAGGAAGAGUGAAGGCUGGAAAUGUGCUAUUUGUCUGAAGACUUUCAGCCGCAGGCCUCAUCUGCAGGAGCACAUGAUCCUGCACACCCAGGAGCGGCCCUUUAAAUGCUCCUUCUGUGACGAAUACUUCAAGUCCAGGUUUGCCAGGCUGAAGCACCAAGAAAAAAAUCACUUAGGUCCUUUUCCAUGUGAGAUUUGUGGCCGACAGUUUAAUGACACAGGCAACAGGAAGAGGCACAUUGAGUGCACACAUGGAGGCAAAAGAAAAUGGACCUGCUUCGUUUGUGGGAAAUCUGUAAGAGAAAGGACCACUUUGAGGGAGCACCUGAGGAUCCACAGUGGGGAGAAGCCUCACCUCUGUAGUAUCUGUGGCCAAAGUUUCCGUCAUGGCAGCUCCUACAGGCUCCACCUCAGAGUCCACCAUGACGACAAGCGCUACGAGUGUGACGAAUGUGGGAAAACCUUCAUACGCCAUGAUCACCUGACCAAACAUCAGAAAAUACACUCUGGUGAGAAAGCACACCAAUGUGAAGAAUGUGGGAAGUGCUUCAGGCGCCAUGAUCACCUGACGGUCCACUACAAAAGCAUUCAUUUGGGAGAGAAAGUGUGGCAGAAAUACAAAACGGCUUUGCAUCAGUGUGAGGUUUGCAAGAAAGAAUUUAAAGGAAAGUCCAGUCUGGAAAUGCACUUCAGGACCCACUCGGGUGAGAAACCCCACAGAUGUCCCGAGUGCAACCAGACAUUUCGGAUCAAGAAGACCUUGACAAAGCACAUGGUGAUUCACUCAGACGCUCGUCCUUUUAACUGCCCCCACUGCAGCGCCACUUUUAAACGAAAAGACAAGCUGAAGUACCACGUCGACCACGUGCACAGCAACCGCUUUACUGAGCAGCCCCUCGGCACACUCAGCGAGGUCAAAAUAGUCACCAUUCCUUUUGAGGAGCCCUCUAAGGUAUACCGCGCUGAACCCAAGUCAACCCUCCAGAGCACCCCUCCUCCUACAAACGUCUGCGUGCCCGUCACUUUAGUUCCUGUCCAGAUGGCAGCAGGAGCACAGGGUAACCUCAGCACUCACAGAGCCUCAUCCAUCUCCUCCCAAACUCACAGUGUGGUGAACAUGCAGACUCAAGGACAGCAGCAGAACUCUGGCUAUCAAGCCGCCACAGAACUGGCGUUCUUAGAAAAGUACACCCUCACUCCCCAGCCUGCCAACAUCGUCCACCCAGUGAGGCCCGAUCAGAUGCUGGACCCCAGAGAGCAGUCGUACCUGGGGACGCUGCUGGGACUGGAUUCAGCUUCCUCUGUGCAGAACAUCUCCAACUCUGAACACGCACACUGAUGCUCCAGCAAAACUCAGCCCUCAAGGCACAGUCCAACAAACUUUAACACUCAUUUAAUGACAAGAACAGAAGCUCCAGUAUUCACCACUAAAAUGUGUUCACACUUUAAGAAAGAGGGCGACUAUGUUCUCCCUGUAAAAUAAUGAAAUAUAAUACAAAAACUACACAACAGCUCUAGAGUUAUUAAGCUCUGUUACGGCACAGGAUGUUCAGACAGGAAACACUGACACCACACAAAUAAAUGCAUUUGUGUGACGUGUUAAAAAAGAGAGAAACUGUGGAUUUAAACAGGUUUUUCUGUUGUCAUGACUUUUACCUUAACACCAAAAAAACACAGAGGUAAAACUGAAAAAGACAGGUGGGCUGUUGUUUUUUUUUCAGUGUAUGAAAUGAAUAAGUAUAUUUUCCACAAAUGGAUGUUGGAUGAUUUUAUACAGUGUGUUAGACUCCAUCUUUUAAACAUUACUUCACCACUUGUCAGCAGGUUCCUGUCAACAUGAGUCUCUGGUUCUUACUGAAUGGUUUGAUUUUUGAGUUGCACAGAUUAACUUGCUUUAAUUGUAUUGUAUUAUAUUGUAUAGAGACGGAGCGGUUUGUUUUUUAAGGGGUCAGAUAAGUUGCAGAAAAGUGACUGACGACAAGUUUGAUGAAUGAAUCACUGAAAUCAUUUCUCAGUUCUCAUGUCUCGAUUUUAGUUGUAGUAACUUAUGAUAAAUGGUUGCUCUUUAAAAAAGAUGGCCUAAACAAUUAAUUGGUUUACCAAAUAAAUGAAUAGAUAUCCACAGGUUAAAUGAUUCUAAAACAAGUCAGUACCGGCAGCCUUUUAAUACUGAGUAAACCUAAAAUGUGGCCUUAUUGUAAUUUGUGUACUGCCUGUACAAUGUGUCACUUCAAAAUCAUUGGUGCGCACAAGUUAUUUAUUUAAUGGGAACGAGUUAAUCAUCUUGUGCGCACAAGAUAAAAAACAGAUACUCAGAAAAAGAUCACGUUUUGGCUUAAAAUGCACAGUUUGGUUGCCACAGACACGGCUGGAAAUGUUCAGAUAUGUUUUUCAAAAAAUACCCAGUUGUGUCAUGGCAAACGCGGUUGGAAAAAUGUCCCAACGUGAUGUUGAAAAAUACCCGGUUUUGACCUGGAAAAUAUGACUGGAGAUGUCCUGACAUGUCAUUAAAAAAUACCCAGUUUCAUCACAGCAAACAUGGCUGGAAAUGUCCCAACAUGAUGUUUAAAAAUACCACGUUUUGUCCUGGCAGUCACGGCUGGAAAUGUCCCAAUAUUGCGUGAAAUAAUACCUGGUUUUAUCACCGCAAACACAACUGAGAAUGUCCCGACUUCUCAUUAAAAAAUACCUGGUUCUGUUGCAGCGAACACCACUGGAAGUGUCCCAACAUACUGUUAAAAAAAUACCCGCUUCAAUCGCAGCAAACAUGACAGGAAUUGUAUUAUUAAAAAAUACCCAGUUUUGUUGCAACAAACAAGGCUAGAAAUGUGUUGUUAAAUAAUACCUGGUUUUGUCACAGUAACCGCAGCUAGAAAUGUCCCAACCUGUUCUUAAAAAAUACCUGGUUCUUUCAAAGAAAGAAAAACGCCUGAAAUAUUUUGUUAAAGAAAGAUAACCCGGUUUUGUCGCAACAAACAAGACUAGGAAUGUAUUUUUAAAAAAAAUACCUGGUUGUGUUGUGGCAGUCACAGCUAGAAAUGUCUUGACAUAUCGUUAAAAAAUACCCAGUUCUGUCGAAGCAAACAUGGCUGGAAAUGUGUUUUUAAACAAUACCUGAUUUCGUUGCAACAAGUAAGGCUAGCAAUGUGUUGUGAAAUGAUACCUGGUUUUGUCGCAGCAACCACAGCUAGAAAUGGCCCAACCUGUUUUUGAGAAAUACCUGGUUUGUUUGUCUCAAACAGUGGUCUGCUGCUGUCGGCUUCUUACACCAUCCCCUGAUUUGAAACCCACCUUAUAUACAUGUAAUGUGAACUACGUUAAUUUUUAAAGAUUGAUAUGUAUGAAACAUAGAAAUGUUCCUGCUGGGAUUGUGCACCCCAAACUGGGUAUUAUAAGACAAAACAUGAUCUUUUCCUACCCAUAACCAAGUGGUUUUUGUGCCUAAACCUAAUCACACAUUCACCACAGCAUAGUAAAGUUUUAACAUCUCUGCUACAUAAUAACAUGCAAAUGUAACAUAUCCGUAGUUUACAGAAAUGUACAAGCCAGAAUUGUAUUCUGUCGACUGAGCUGCGGAGGUUUUGGGUUUGUUAUUGUGAUGCAACAAGGGAAGAUUUUUUUUCUUUUGCUGUGUACGUACGAGCACAAUGAUUAGAGGUCACUGUACUAAUGUAUGUGCAAGAACCUCUUUUUAAAUACACUUGUUAAAUCAUGUAAAAUGUGAUUUAAAAGGCAUUUUGUUGAUCGGAAAAUAAUCUGUUUUUAGGAACUAAGGAGCAGAAAAAGAGAUGGAGAUUGUAAAGACAAAUGUUAAGAUAUCACAUGUGGUAAAGUAACGGCUGCAUCCUGGUGUGGUUUUGCUGGUGGAUUUCAGAUAUGUGACAGCUGCACAGUGGACAUUUGUCCACACACUUAAUUGUUGGAUUUCAUCUUCACAUUCUGAAACAGUUGUGAUGCUCUUCUCAAACUCUGUGUCAUGAUCAAUAAAAUCAGUUGUAAAAAUA
This is a messenger RNA of Epinephelus lanceolatus (giant grouper), 5941 nucleotides long. RefSeq names its product zinc finger and BTB domain containing 41 (gene zbtb41). Gene Ontology annotation, biological process: regulation of gene expression. The record is from RefSeq and is a predicted model, not a curated record. Gene Ontology annotation, cellular component: nucleus. Lineage: Eukaryota; Metazoa; Chordata; Actinopteri; Perciformes; Serranidae. Gene Ontology annotation, molecular function: protein binding.